Molecule: messenger RNA, 1150 nt
Organism: Ananas comosus (pineapple)
Lineage: Eukaryota; Viridiplantae; Streptophyta; Magnoliopsida; Poales; Bromeliaceae
Product: kynurenine formamidase-like
Exons: 6
Coding region: 49-897 (282 amino acids)
Molecular function (GO): arylformamidase activity
Source: RefSeq, a predicted model, not a curated record
CCACACCACACCACACCACACCUCACCUCACCUCUCCACACCACUCCCAUGGCGAUCCCCCUCAAACCCUACCUCCUCCUCCUCCUCCUCCUCCUCCUCCUCAUCCCCUCCUCCCUCUCCUCCUCCGCGCACCCCGCGUACCCCGACCCAUCGUCGUCGUCCUCGUGCUCCGCCCCCUUCUCCGCCGGCGCCGCAGACGCCGCCGACGAUCUGGUGCCGAUCCGGCGCGAGGAGUACGACGGGGGACGGAUCAUCGACAUCACCUACGCGCUCCGCGAGGACAUGCCCUCGUGGGAGUCCCCCGAGGGGCUCGGCCCCUUCCUCUGGCUCGCCGGGUCCAUGGCGAACGGGUCCCUCGCCAACAACUCCGAGAUGAAGCUCCCCGCUCACACGGGCACCCACGUCGACGCCCCCGGGCACGUGUUCCAGCAUUACUACGAGGCCGGGUUCGACGUCGACACGCUCGAUCUCGAGGUGCUCAAUGGUCCUGCGUUGUUAGUAGAUGUCCCAAGAGAUAAAAAUAUAACAGCUGAAGUAAUGGAAUCUCUACAUAUUCCUAAAGGAGUUCGCCGUGUGCUUUUCAGAACAUUAAACACUGACAGAGAGCUUAUGUGGAAAAAGGAGUUUGAUACAAGCUAUGUUGGCUUCAUGAAAGAUGGCGCACAGUGGUUGGUGGACAACACUGACAUCAAACUUGUUGGAGUCGACUACUUAUCAGUUGCUGCAUACGACGACUUGAUCCCUUCACACUUAGUUUUUCUCGAAAGCCGGGAAAUAAUCCUUGUUGAAGGACUAAAGUUGGAGAACAUCAAACCAGGGAUAUACACUUUGCAUUGCUUACCUCUUCGACUCCGUGGUGCCGAAGGUUGCCCGAUCCGGUGCAUCCUCAUCAAAUAAAUAUUUCCAUUCUAAUACUUUUAAAAUUGCGCACAUUGCAAGUUUACACAAUGCAAGUUUACUUAUAGGCCUUUAAAAAGAAUACUUCUCUCUUAUGUAUAUAGGUUUUUAUUGAGUCGAAGUGAGACAAAAACCAGGUAGAAUAAUCUCACUCAUAUCAUCACAAUCACUUUAGGUUGGUGAAAAUAAGAACAUUGUGCCCUUCAUUAUGCUACUUUUUUAACUAAUGAUAAGCCUUUUUUUUUUUUUUUUU